This is a messenger RNA of Populus euphratica (Euphrates poplar), 611 nucleotides long. RefSeq names its product peroxiredoxin-2F, mitochondrial-like. Gene Ontology annotation, molecular function: thioredoxin peroxidase activity. NCBI's taxonomy places the organism in Eukaryota, Viridiplantae, Streptophyta, Magnoliopsida, Malpighiales, Salicaceae. Gene Ontology annotation, cellular component: mitochondrion; cytoplasm. Gene Ontology annotation, biological process: cellular response to oxidative stress; cell redox homeostasis; hydrogen peroxide catabolic process. The coding region runs from base 16 to 399 and encodes 127 amino acids. The transcript has 4 exons. The record is from RefSeq and is a predicted model, not a curated record.
UAGAAAACUAUUUUCAUGUAUUGCGUUUACCAUGUCCAGGGAGCGUACACAGGGGUUUGUUCACAGCAGCAUGUGCCUAGUUACAAAAAUAUAAUUGAUAAGUUCAAGGCUAAAGGGAUUGAUUCUGUCAUUUGUGUGGCUGUUAACGAUCCAUAUACUAUGAAUGCUUGGGCAGAGAAACUUCAAGCUAAAGAUGCUAUUGAAUUUUACGGAGACUUUGAUGGGAGCCUUCACAAGAGCUUGGAAUUAAAUAAAGAUCUCUCUGUUGCUUUGCUAGGGCAUCGCUCUGAAAGAUGGUCUGCUUAUGUGGAAGAUGGAAAGGUGAAGGUUCUAAAUGUAGAGGAAGCUCCAUCCGACUUCAAGGUUUCCGGCGGCGAAGUCAUACUGGGUCAAAUCUAAUUUUUCUUUGGUUAUGUUUAUAAUUCACCGGAGCUUUUAUGCCAAGCCUGCCAAUCUAUCAUUUUUGGGUUGAACCUUGGAUACCAUUGGUAAAAUAAUCCAGGUUGUUGCUAUGUAUCAUAUGUUUGAUUCCAGAGUACUCUUGGCUGUUUUGUCUGUGGUGUUGUACUAGAAUUUUUCGUUGGAGGGAAUAAGUUGCGUUUACCCACUUC